Electrophorus electricus (electric eel) is the source of this 2768-nucleotide messenger RNA. It is a transcript of the gene cited4b, whose product is annotated as Cbp/p300-interacting transactivator, with Glu/Asp-rich carboxy-terminal domain, 4b. NCBI's taxonomy places the organism in Eukaryota, Metazoa, Chordata, Actinopteri, Gymnotiformes, Gymnotidae. Gene Ontology annotation, cellular component: nucleus. The record is from RefSeq and is a predicted model, not a curated record. Gene Ontology annotation, molecular function: transcription coactivator activity. Gene Ontology annotation, biological process: regulation of DNA-templated transcription.
AGUCAUUCGUUUCAAGAUCUGAUGCGGAGGUUCUUUUGUGCAGUGUAUGCACUCGAGUAUGAAUCUUAACCUUUUGGAAUAUAAACUGUAAUCCCGAGGCUUGUGCAUCGCAAAACUAAGCCUGAUUCGUCCUACUGCGGCGAAAUAGUUGAAUUUUGAAAAACAGGACGCAGGGGAGAAGCCAUGGCAGAGCACAUGAUGAUGCCCAUGAGCCACGGCCAGGCCAAUGGCCCCCUGCACAGCUACCGACUGGGCAUGAAUGGUCAGCAGCACGUGCCACCGCCUGGCCUCAGGGCCAUGCCCGGUGGACAGAUGAUGCACUAUGGCCCCCAAGGAGCGAUGGAGGCCACCAUGAGGCAGCGGCCCAACAUGGUGAGCCCCAUGAACGGGCCGAUGAACAGCACACCCAUGGGCCACCACCAGAUGCAGACAGCCAAUAUGAUGUACAGUAACCAGGGCCAGCAGCACCAUCAUAUGCAGCAGCAGGGCCAGCACCAGCACCCACACCCGGGCCACCCACAGCCCCAGCAGCAGGGCCAGCACCAGCACCCAGGCCAUCAGCAACCACAGCAGCAGCAGCAGCAGUACAUGGGCGGGGGCCUAACUUCCCAGCAGCUCAUGGCCAGCAUGCACCUACAGAAACUGAACACCCAGUACCAUGGGCACCCGCUCGGGGCCGUGAACGGCAACCACAUGGCGAAUGGCGUGCAGUUUCGCAUGGGUUCCGCUCAGUUGGCCAGCAUGCAGCACAUGGCUGGCCCCGCUCUUGGUCUCAAUGGUAUGGACACUGACCUGAUCGAUGAGGAGGUUCUCACAUCGCUUGUUUUGGAGUUGGGACUAGACAGGGUGCAGGAGCUCCCAGAGCUGUUCCUUGGACAGAACGAGUUUGAUUUUAUAUCAGACUUUGUCAGCAAACAGCAGCCGAGCACUGUGAGUUGCUGAGGCAUGGACAAUGAAACUCCGAAAGGGUGGAUAUGCAGAAAGGGGUAAUGGAUGCCCUGUUCUUAUUCUUGGAGGAAAUCAUCCAAGCAGAGCAGAGAAAAGUAGCCAGAUGUUUCUCUGGUUCAUUGCUGAAGUAUAGUGGUGCUCCAGCCAGCACUGUAUCUCUGCAUGGGGAUGGAGUACUACAUAAAGCUUCUGCCCCUCCAGAUGUGAAUGUAAUAACAUUGCAAGACUGAGCUUGAUUCAAUGCAACACACGCUUAGUCCUUAUAACAGUUUUACAUUCACAUGUAACUUAUUUAUGUUCUUUUGAUUAUCAGUGUAGAUCACACCCACAAAAAAGAAACUUUGGGUGGGGAAUGUUUUAUGUUGCAGUUGUGAUUUUUCUUUUUUUGGAGGGGGAGGGGGGGUAAAUAUUGAGGUUGAGGUAUGAGGAUUAAUGGUUUGGACUUGAAUUGUCUGCUUGUAAUGAUCUGGUCAGCAACGAUAUAGCUGGAUCCUUAAAAUAUAUUGCAUUGAUCUACGUAUAUCAAGCCAAUUCUUUUAGACACCCCUAGUAUCUUCUGUAGAUUAUGCCAUCACAUCUGUUCUAUAUGAGCUAUAGAGCUGCCUUUAAAUCACACAGCUUCUCUUUUUGUCCUUUUAAGGAGGUUAAGGAGUAUUCAACAUGUGACUUAGGUCUUGUGUUAAUAAAUAGAAAGCCAGGUUUCAACCAUGGUUUUAUUUGUACAUUUAUGUCUGAAUUUACUGGAGUAAUGGAAAAUGCUGCUGAAAUCAACAAAUGGGUCACCAGUUGCCAUCUUGCAUCAUUUCUGGUUUAGACUUUAAACAGUGAUCUGAUCAUAUUAUUCUCAUGCAUCUUUUCUCAGAACGGGCAAGAUUUUAAAAAUGUAUGUAUAAAAAGAACCAAGAAGUCAUAAAGAGUGAAAUCAACUCCCAUACAGAUGAUGGUUACAGGUCCAGUGCAUCUAACACAUACUGGUAGUCACUAUUGUAUUUUCCAGCUCAGCAACCACUAUGUUCAUGCCCUCUAGUCUCAUUUAAGAAUCUUAAAGCUGAAGUGUUGGCCCUGCCUACCUGUCUGUGCUGUGGUACGCUCUUCUGUUCUUCAAACAGGAUUCAUUAGGUGGGUGUCUUUACUUUGUGUCCCAAAUUCAAGUGAGUUUUACUUCUAAAAUGCAUUGUGAAAGUGUAUUAGGUUGGGGGUCAGUGCAAACAGUCCAGGUUAAUCUGUGCUGACCUGACUACCAAGACUUGUGGGUUUUGCUCCUGGGAAUGGAGUACAUGCUCCAUUUAUGGACACGUGUUGCAUGGGUUUCUGGAGGGGAUUGCAGUGACGAGCUGUUAACGCUCCACUGUCAUUUUCCUUUCUUUCAGAGGGGCAAGGGAGGGCACAGAGGACAGGGGGAUGGAUUAAAGGUUUCCAGCAACAUAGUCCUCUACUGAGAACAUGCAGACUAGCUGAAGAUGUCCCUUAAAACCUGUACUGUGUCCUCUUCGCUUUUACUAGAACUCUGCCCUAAGCCUGUAGAACUCUGCCCCGAGCUUGGAUGUUGAUCUUGAAGAUGUAACUGUAGUCAUGCAGUGCUGCACAUGCUCAUGUACAGUCUUUCUUUUUUUUUUUCCUUUUUUUUUUUUUACCAGUGUAAUUAACUUUUCCAGUCUUGACAAGUGUAUCCUCUGCUUCAAUGGCUAAAGGAAGCUUGAGUUGACCGUAAUGGCUGCCCAGCUAUCAGUGUGGACACAAAUGGUCUUCUCUCUUGCUUCUGUUUGAAGAAAAUGUAUUUAUUUUAAGCAAUAAUAAACUAUUUUAUUUAUGGAACAAAA